UUUGUAGAAAAAUUUGUUACACCUGAUGGAUAUAAAUAUUUUUCUUUGGGAUGUAGAGAUAUCGAUAAAUGUUCUGGAGCUUCGGCUUUUGGUAAAAGGAGUAACGGAAGCCUUGUGUUGAGAAACAAUAUUCCUGUAGAAGAAGUAAGCGACAAUGGCGACACAUCAUUUUGCCGUGCCUGCUGCAAUGGGAAAGACAUCUGCAAUGUUGACAAUUUGUGUGGUUCACCAGCCCCAAAUAAAUACGGCGGCCAUAUUUGUUUUCAUUGCCCACAAGUGGAACUUCCGGAAAAGUGUAACCAAAUAACCUUAUGCGGUCAAGGUCAGUCUUGUAAAGUGACCCAAUACAUCAACAGGUUUUCCAAGAGGCCAAAUUACAUUUCUGGAUGUGAAGAACGCAAUGAAUGUUCUUUUCUAAAUGACAACACAGAAUGCUGUACUUCAGAUUUCUGUAAUGACAAUCUACCUUGCAAAGUAAAGCUAAGCGGGAAUCCAGUCCUAAGUAAACCAUAUAUUAACCAAAAUAAAGAUGUGAAAUUUAACUGCACAUUUGGGACUUCUACAUCCAGGAUUGACGUUCUGUAUAAAGUGACUUGGACUGUAGAUGGUCGCCCUCUGCUGAACAAAAAUGGAAACAUCGAAUUUAAAUGGUUAACUUCAAACGAACGCAUUACGACCUUAGAUGCAUAUAACCUUCAGGGAAACCUUAAUAAAAUGCUCCGAUGUAGCGUUGAACCACAUUGUAGUACUGGCGAACGCAAUCCGGCCUCAUACAGUAAUGGCUACUGGGUAGGAAUAAAGAUAUCACCACAGAGAAUAUCCCAUACUGUUAACCAGACUUUAACACUGGAAUCAACAUUACCAAUAAUCAGUGGUGAUCCUGUAAAAAAACUUUCCGUUGGUCUACAGAUAGAGAGCACAGGUCAGAAUAUGACUACGUGUAGUUACACUUUUAAUAUGGACCCGUUUACUGGAAAGUACACAAGUUCUAUACCUAUUCAUAUUAAACCACACUCUUUUUACCAGACUUCUGACAGGGUAUUUUUUAGACAACUGAAGAAUUUAAAUUUUCACACAUUUUGGGACUAUAAUUUGCCAGUUGUUCAGAUAGGAAGGUACAAUAUCAGUCAUGAUGUCUAUCAUAGCUGUGAACUUAAAGAAGGAAUGGUAAAUACUUUUUAUAAUGCGACACUUAAUAGUAGUCAAGCAACAUAUCUAGAACUUUACAAAACAGGUUCAACACCUACCAUUGAGGUCCAGGUGAAGCGACAACCUUGUGGAAGUAAAGUAUGCACUUGUGCAUUAAUUGUUCGUGAAGGAAACGACGCCGUACAAAUAGAUACAUGUGGGCAGACGACAUCAAUUAUUCCAGAAGUAACGUUUUUAUCAAACACUUCGGAAAAUCACAUUAGCAUAGACCAAUCUGAAGACGGUUUAUUUUUUCUCGUAACAAUUUUGUCCGGUUCAAAUAUAACAGUAAAUUUGACUGGGUCAGAUCAAGACAUGAAUAUAGCUUUAUCUAUCUUAGACCUCGACUUGAAUUCUCCUGAGGGAUUUUGUGGAAAUCAAACAUGGUAUUUCAUACCAGGUGUUGGAAAUAUAGCACCAAAUGGUCAAAAUGAGACAGAUUUCCUUAAAACAUGGACAAUACCACAGAAUUCAAGCAUUUUCAACACUGGCAUUUCUUUUGAUCCAAAUAACACAAUUACUCACAUUAAGUAUUGUGACUGUGUAAAAAGUACAAUUACAUGUGGAACAAAAAUAUAAGAA
Molecule: messenger RNA, 1770 nt
Organism: Mytilus californianus (California mussel)
Lineage: Eukaryota; Metazoa; Mollusca; Bivalvia; Mytilida; Mytilidae
Exons: 14
Coding region: 715-1767 (350 amino acids)
Source: RefSeq, a predicted model, not a curated record